This is a messenger RNA of Staurois parvus, 723 nucleotides long. NCBI's taxonomy places the organism in Eukaryota, Metazoa, Chordata, Amphibia, Anura, Ranidae. The record is from the annotation of a GenBank genome assembly.
AUGGGGCCCCCUACUGACCCCGGGCCCUCGGGCAGUGCCCGAGUGUCCAAAUGGUCAGUCCACCCCUGGAGCUACCUAUCCUGCAGGUACAUUCAUUCAGUGUGACUGUGUGCAAAAUCGAAUGACGUCAUAUGACGUCCUCCCAUUCUCACCAAGUGCCACCUGUCAGUGUCCAUCAGUGCCUUGUGCCAGUGCUCAUCAGUGCCUCGUGCCAGUGCCCAUCAGUGCCACAUCAAUGCCACAUAUCAGUGUCUAGCAGUGCACAUCAAUGCCACAUAUCAGUGCCCAUCUGAGCUGCCUUUCAGUGUCACCCAUCAGUGCCACCUAUCACUGCCAAUCAGUGCCACCUAUCAGUGCUGCCUAUCAGUGCCAGUCAGUGCCGCCUAUCAGUGCCAGUCAGUGCCGCCUAUCAGUGCCAGUCAGUGCUGCCUAUCAGUGUCUUAAAUCAGUGCCAUGUAUCAGUGCUGCCUUUCAGUGCCCAUCAGUGAUGCCUGUCAAUACCCUUCAGUGCCACCUACCAGUGCCUCCUCAUCAGUGCCCAUCAGAGCCACCUAUCAGUGUCCAUCAGUGCAGCCUAUCAGUGCCCACCACUGCAGCCUCAUUAGCACACAUCAGUAAAGGAGAAAAAUCACUUAUUUACAACAUUUUAUAACAAAAACUAAGAAAAAAAAAAAUUUUUUUCCAAAAUUUUCUGUGGUUUUUGGUUUGUUUAAGAAAGAAUAA